CGUGUGCUUUGAUUACAUAACAAGCUCAACUCAACAAGACAGAGGAGGUCGAAGUAUGGAUAUCGUGGAUUUAGAGACAGUCCAAGAAAGCAAUGGGAGUCCUGGCCGUCAGCUAAAAGUUGUUCCGUCCAAGAAUGAAGCAAAUAACGUUCACGUUUCAACUGCCUUUAUCACCAUCAAUGACUCAAAGAGUUUUGGUUCACAAGGUAUAAGCUUUAAUGGUAUAGGGUAUGAGAUAGGACAGUGGAGGUGCUGCAAGAGGCUACCAAAUAAAACGAUACUACAAGACAUCACUGGACUAAUGGAGCCUGGACUUAACGCUAUCAUGGGACCAACUGGCAGUGGAAAAACAAGUCUCUUGGACAUAUUGGCUGGUCGUAAAGGAAAGAAAGGUAUUGCUGGUAAAGUAUUGAUCAAUGGAGAGAGACAGCCUGAUAACUUUAAGUGUGCCAGUGGAUAUGUUGUUCAAGAUGAUGUGGUGAUGGGUACUCUAACAGUUCGUGAGAAUCUUUAUUUCUCUGCUGCCCUCCGUCUGCCCAACACAAUGACGUGGGAAGAGAAGAAGGAAAGAGUUAAAAAGACGAUUGAUGAGCUUGGACUGAAUGAGUGUGCUGAUACUAAGGUUGGUACAGAGUUCUUUAGAGGAAUAAGCGGAGGAGAGAGAAAGAGGACUAACAUUGGUAUGGAGCUCAUAAUAGAGCCUCAGUUCCUCUUUCUUGAUGAACCAACUACAGGGCUUGAUGCAUACACUGCUGAGUCUGUAGUGCAGCUAUUGAAACACAUAUCUUCAGUCAAUAAUCGUGUUGUUGUACUCUCCAUUCAUCAGCCUCGCUACUCCAUUUAUAAACAAUUUGAUACACUCACUCUGUUGUCACAAGGUGAGAUGGUGUAUCAUGGAAGACGGUAUGAAGUAUUGGAACACUUUAACAGAUUGGGUUAUGCGUGUGAGGAACAUGACAAUCCUGCAGAUUUCUUAUUGGAUGUCAUCAAUCGCUGUGAAAGAGAAAUGAAGAAACAAUCCAACACUAAGAUUGAUGAGUCUGGUUGUGCUCUUGCUUCAAGCUAUACUCGCUCACAAUUGGGUCAGGACAACGCUAAGAAAUCGAGCAUCAUAAUAGAGGAGUUUAAGGAGAGAGAGAAACAAGAAGGAGUCAAGAUACGCUCUCAGUAUGGAUAUGUAACCAAUGUAUUUUGGCAGUUAUUUGUUGUCAUUGUGAGGUCCAUCUUGAAUAUAUUGCGUAAUCCUCAACUCUCAGUUAUACAGAUUAUUGUUAAUAUCAUAUUUGGUGUUGUGGUUGGUGCGUUGUAUUUUGAUAUUGACACUGGACCCAAUGGAUAUCAGAACAGGAUUGGUGCAAUCUUCUUCAUGGUAAUGAAUCAGAUAUUUAGCAACAUGAAUGCUGUGGAUAUUUUCAUAAGGCAGAAAGCAUUGUUCAUACACGAGAAUGCUAGUGGUUUCUAUCGUGUAUCAGUUUAUUUCGUUGCUAAACUAUUGUGUGACAUAUUCCCUCUGAGACUCAUACCUCUCAUCUUCUUUUCAACUGUUGCAUAUUUCAUGUUAGGAUUUCAGGUUGCUGCUGACAAGUUCUUCAUAUUCUUCCUGACACUCUUCCUGACCACACUUGCUGCCUCUUCCAUUGCUUUUCUAUUCAGUGCCAUGUUCCGUGUGACUGGUCUUGCUACUCUGUUUGUUGCCAUGUCAUUUGUCAUUCAAAUGUUGUUUGGUGGUUUUCUGAUCACUUUGGAGUCAUUGCCUGUUUGGAUAAGAUGGUUCCAAUACUUUUCAGUCUUCAGAUAUGCUGUUGAGGCAUUGGUUGUUAACGAAGUGGAUGGUCUUGUCUUUGAUCUCACAUUUAAUAAUACAGUCCGUUCUGUCCCGGGUGAGGAAUUGCUUGAAAUACAAGGAUUCAAUCCAGACUGGUUGUUCUAUGACUGGAUUGGACUGGCUGGAAUUGUAACGAUAUUCUUCUCUCUAACUUACUUGACCCUGAGGUUACUGAAAAAAGAAAAGUAGAGAAAACUUACAGUCUGCAUGCCUAACUCAAUAUAUGUAGCUAAUCUCAUCAUUUAAUGAUUUAUUAUUUUUCUACCAUUUCAUAAUAAUACUGUGGGCUGGUUUUAUUCUUAGGUCCAGCUAUUAUUAUUAAUAA
Molecule: messenger RNA, 2150 nt
Organism: Amphimedon queenslandica
Lineage: Eukaryota; Metazoa; Porifera; Demospongiae; Haplosclerida; Niphatidae
Product: ATP-binding cassette sub-family G member 2-like
Exons: 18
Coding region: 56-2014 (652 amino acids)
Biological process (GO): transmembrane transport
Cellular component (GO): plasma membrane
Molecular function (GO): ATP binding; ABC-type transporter activity; ATP hydrolysis activity
Source: RefSeq, a predicted model, not a curated record